GGUUAGGAGGCACCACGUUGGGGUGGGGGGUAUGAUUCCGUAAGGGUCAGAGCGAAGAGUCCGGAAUACCCAAGGGAGGAUUUUAGGGGGGAGAAAUAGCUACUCCAGGUGACUUUGGGGGACCACUCCCAGGUGUCUCAGGAACUCGGGACUGGGGAGUGAGGACAUUCAUUCAUUCAACAAACAUUUACGGACUCUAGUUUGCCUGUGCUAAGUAGAUGAAUAGGUGAACGAGGCAGAUAAAGACUGCUCUCUCGACGCUUGAGUCUUAGGGGAGAAAGGCAUUAAGGAGAUUUAUUGUGUUGUGUUCUAGAAAGGAAAUAAAGACGGAGUGCUGGAGUGGGGGCGGGGGAGCUAAAUUUAGACGAGAGCAGUCAGCUGUAGACUGGCUUAUAUUUACUCUGGGGUCAGCGAGAUAAGCAGGAGCCGGUCGCGAUAGAUAUUACUAUGACGGCUUUGGAUUUUUAAGUGCCGUUGGAGCCACAGAAGCAUUUUGUGGGGGAAAAUGACUUGGAUUUCCAUUUUCAAAAGGUCUUUCGAGCUGCUUUGGCGAGAUGGGUUAUAAGGACCAAGCUAAGAACAGAGGCUCCAUUCAAGGGGCUUUUUCCAUUGUCAAGGUGCUGGUGCCUGAUGACAGCAGCCCCGCCACACCCCCGACCGACCUCAUUGAGAUCCAGGUGGUGAAGGUGACAGACACCACGCUGGUAUGCGAGCCCCCGGAGCCAGGUUCUUUUCACUGUGCCUUGUGCCCGGCCGCCUUCCGGCUGGUCUCGGAGCUGCUGUUCCACGAACAUGGCCACCUGGCGGGGGCUGAGGGCGGCGGGCAGGGUGCGGACCCAAGCCGGUGCCACGUGUGUGGCCACAGCUGCCCGGGCCCCGCCAGCCUCCGCGCCCACUACAGCCUGCACACCGGAGAGCGCCCUUACCGCUGCCCCCUCUGCCCCCGGGCCUUCAAGGCUCUGGCGCCCCUGCUGCGGCACCAGCACCGGCACGGGGUGGAGCCGGGGGCCUCUCAGAGGCCCUCAGAGGUGGCGGCCGCGGUUCGGGGACAGGAGCCCGGGGUGCCCCCCGAGCGGUCAGAGGUGGUGAUGGCGGCGGCGGCGGCGGGCGCGGCGGUGGGGAAGCCCUUCGCCUGCAGGUUCUGCGCCAAGCCGUUCCGCCGCUCCUCGGACAUGCGCGACCACGAGCGAGUGCACACGGGCGAGCGGCCCUACCACUGCGGCGUCUGCGGCAAGGGCUUCACGCAGUCCUCGGUGCUGAGCGGCCACGCCCGCAUCCACACCGGCGAGCGCCCCUUCCGCUGUGCGCUCUGCGACCGCACUUUCAACAACUCCUCCAACUUCCGCAAGCACCAGCGCACCCACUUCCAUGGCCCGGGGCCUGGGCUCAGGGACUCUGGGAGCCAGCAGGCGGCGGGGACUGAGGGGCCAGGGACUGGGUGUGGGGCGGGAAACACUCAAGAAGAGGGGUGUGGGGACACAGCGACUGUGAAGGGUGAGAUCGACCAGUAGGCUGGUUAACAGGGGUGGUGAGCGGCAGGUGUCAGGGGAGGCGUUGGGUGGGACAAGGAGGCAGGUCACCGAAGAGGGGAGGCCGGGGGAGAGAUGACAUCAUGGCGGCCAGUGGGAGAGCAGCUGGACGGCCAGGGUCAGGGCUCCCACAAAUCCACACGGCAGCUCAGGGACUCGGAGAAAAGGCACAGGCGCAGCCCAGUGGGUGUCCAGCUAAGUGAGAGGAACGCGGGCUGGGUGCCCUUCCUGUCUGCCUGCCCUGGGUCGUCCUUGUGCGGGACACAGUGAGUCACAGCGGAGCCUGUGCCCCACACGGGGCAGAUCUGGGGUGCACCACAUUGUCCCUGGGCAGCUUUUAAUCCACUGAACCCUGAAGUGUCUUGGGGCCUAGAGUGGGCUGGGGUGAAAUCUGCCUACCUCACUGGGUUGCACUGAACUUCAGAGACCUUCCCACCCACCCUCAGGUAGAAGACACCGCCAGGUCCUCUGCGGAGACUCUGGAGUCCCACCACCUCAAAGCCAUAGGUCCCCCAGGUCACAGCCCAGAGCACUUGGGCCUCCACAGUGUGAGCCUGACUGGCCACAAGGAUCUCGAUUGCAAGAGCUACUACCCCUGUCCCUGUGGUGGUCCCUCCUGAACCCACUAGACCUGCCUCCUUGUUCCGAGGCAACUGAGAAUCCAGACAGCAAACAGCCACCCAACAUCCCGCCCUCAAGGUUUUGCCUCACAGCCCCACACCUACAAAAGUAGCCUCAGGUUUCUCUAAUCUCCUCCACUCCCAACCUAAAGCCAACAGUCUACAGCCUAGCCCCAGAUGACCCGAAGGAAGGUCGGUGGAUGGCCAGGUGUGGCGGGUGUGCCCUGAGAGUGGGGCCGAGGGGGGGACUUGGGGGCUGGAGGUGGGAAGCCUCCAGCUCCGUGCCUAUUAAAGGACUUUCCGAAGGGUUUCUCCAUGUCAGUCUGGUGCUUG
This is a messenger RNA of Artibeus jamaicensis (Jamaican fruit-eating bat), 2482 nucleotides long. It is a transcript of the gene ZNF784, whose product is annotated as zinc finger protein 784. The transcript has 2 exons. NCBI's taxonomy places the organism in Eukaryota, Metazoa, Chordata, Mammalia, Chiroptera, Phyllostomidae. Gene Ontology annotation, molecular function: DNA-binding transcription repressor activity, RNA polymerase II-specific. Bases 555 to 1511 code for a protein of 318 amino acids. The record is from RefSeq and is a predicted model, not a curated record. Gene Ontology annotation, biological process: negative regulation of transcription by RNA polymerase II.